UGAGCUUAAGCGAAUUGAGGCGGAUGUGAACCGCCGUGUUGGCCGAUUCAUCACUGGUCCGUCACCACACACACACAUGCAUAGAGAUCCACACAUCUCACACGCCGAGGGCUCACUGCAAAAUGACUGCUACUUCUUUAUACAAACAAACACUCAGAGAGGCAGACAGGACAUAAGCACUCGCGCCCCACACAGGACCCGACAUACGGCACCCGACACACACGCACACACACGGAUGGAUGUCCACACUCACAGACGUGAAGGCACGCCAACAGCACAGCACGCUAUUCACUUAGACAGCGGGGAGACACAGAUGCGGCGGAUCUCACCAGCAGUCAGUGCAGCCAAUGACCCACGUAUUCAUAUACACCGGCACACAAACAUACGCACGCACACGCACACCUCAGGGGCAGGCAAACGGAGGUGGGCUAUGUCCGCACACUCACUGCACACUGAGAAUCUCCAGCUCGUCAGCUGUGAAGUCCCAACUGCCCCCCAGCACGUAAUAGGGGCCACCAAGAACAGAGUGAUGAUACAGAGCCCCCAUAUAGCCCUCAGGCAUAGGCACACCCCAGCUCACACCGUGGAAGUGGGUGCACUCGCGGAUGUCAUCACGCGACCAACCAUUGCCAUUGCCCAACCACAAGCCGCCGACAGUCACUCUCGCGUUUCUUCGGGGCACAAACCCCCUCCUAGACGCCACCAAGACAAUCUUCUGUAAAGGCGACCACUUGGUGGCAUUCUCAUAGUGGCCCGCCAGGGAGAACAACCACACGUCACUGCCGUAUCCGUGCCACCCCGGCAUCAUGCCGCUGCCAUCGAAGGCGGGCAGCCUGAUGCCCUCACUGAUGUAGACGCCGAAGACGUACUGGGCGUUGCGGAUGACAAUCACCAGGUCGGUCUUGUUCCCAACACGAUCCAGCAUAUCGCCGUAUGUUACACCGUUGCGGGAAGCCCUACAUGUCACACACACACACACAGAGGACAGACAGCCACUGCUGAUGAUUUGGUGCGGGAACCCAAGUGUGCCUUGUCUGUAUGUGGGAGUAUACGCACCGGUAGAGCAUUGUGAGUGCUGUGUCGUUGCCCAGCAGACCACGCAGGUUGUCAUACUCUGACUGAGACAGCGAGGAGUCCGAUGGCGGCCGACUCUCCUGUAGACGACGAACCUGCACACACAAGCAACAGACAGACCGACAGACACUGAGUGGAGGGACAGUGCAUCUCGACCUGAGCUGGCUGAUGGUGCGUGUGUGCGCGUUCGUGUGGUACAUACCUGUGUUGUGUUUGUGGGCGACAUGAAGGCAUCGCUGCCCGUCACACAGAGGGCGAGCGUGACGGCCAAGGCCAGCAGCAUCAUGCCACGCAGAGCCACCAUUCUGCGCACGUGGAGGGAACGAAGGACAGCACGCAGCUAGUCUGUCGUGUGUGGGAGUGGGUGUUGAUGGUAUCGACGGAACGAGGAUGUCCACU
Vitrella brassicaformis is the source of this 1473-nucleotide messenger RNA. The record is from the annotation of a GenBank genome assembly. Lineage: Eukaryota; Vitrellaceae.